AUGUCUCAAACGGUCAACUAUAAAAUUAUUCUGCUCGGAUCGGGGUCAGUGGGGAAGUCCGCGAUCGCUGCCCAGUAUGUGAAAAACAUGUUCCUCAAAAAAUACGAACCGACAAUCGAGGACAUAUCAAACAAAACAAUUGAAGUUGAUGGUAUAAUGGUUCACCUCGAAAUUUUCGACACAGCAGGCGCGGAUCAAUUUUUAACAAUGCAAGAUUUGUAUAUCAAAGAGGGUGAUGGGUUUAUAUUAGUGUUCAGUUGGGCAUCUGUUGGGACUUUCCAAGAGUUAGAAAAGAUUCUUCAGCAUGUGAUUGACGUGAAGGAGUCGAUGAAACAAACCGACAUCCCAAUAGUCAUUGCAGGUAACAAGUGCGACUUAGAAGAAGACCAAAAAACAGUGACGAUGGUCGACGCUCAAGAUUUCGCAACUAACAAAAAGUGUAUGUUUAUGGAGACGUCCGCAAAAACAACCAAAAACAUCAGCGAGAUGUUCGAACUUCUCGCAAAAAAACUCCUUGAAAAAAGAAAGCCCAUGAAAAAGUCUCAUCACUGCACCUUGCUGUAA
Molecule: messenger RNA, 564 nt
Organism: Entamoeba invadens IP1
Lineage: Eukaryota; Evosea; Mastigamoebida; Endamoebidae
Exons: 2
Coding region: 1-564 (187 amino acids)
Biological process (GO): signal transduction
Cellular component (GO): plasma membrane
Molecular function (GO): GTP binding; GDP binding; GTPase activity
Source: RefSeq, a predicted model, not a curated record